AUGUAAACUUACCGAAAAAUUUUUCCAUGCGACCUAAAUAGCAAGCACCGUCACAUGUGGCCAAAUAUUCAUUCGCAAUCGGUGCACUGAACUGUGGUCGUUCACCGAAAUUUGGAAUAUCAUCCUUGGACGACCAAAACACCAAAUAAUUUUGAUUGCUAUUUUUUCCGUUGUUCCAUAGACGGGCUCGAAAAAUGUCUUGUACCCAUUCGACAUCGAUUGCCACACGUUUUUUCGGGUCAACCAACCAAACCACAACGUACGGCAUUUUUCUCGUAUUGUGUUUACGAAAAAAAUUAAUAAAACUUGAAACAAUCGAAAUUAAAUAUAAACUGAAGUGAUGAAAUGUUUUCGAAUUUUUCGUGAGACUUAUAUUCUUCAGUAACAAGAGCUACAAACAGAGUGUAUGUUGGCGCGAACGAACAAGUGUAUGAAAUGUGAUCGAGUGGAAAUUCACUUGACAAAUGACAAACGCUGCAUCGAAAUGUGCGUUGUUUGUUUUACUGAAUUUUGACAGCUCAUUAUCCCGCGCGGAAAAACAAAAAAGUCAGUUUAAAAACAUUCUCAACCAAAUCAAAGACGGUUCAUUUUCCCGCUCGAUUACUUUGACAGAGCCACUUAUACUUUGAGAUGUAGUUAGGUUUUUUGGAUUCCACAUAAUUUAUAGCUAAAAUGGAACAGGAACAGGAACAGAAUCAGAUUAAAUCAAUAACAUCACGUGCCCGUGAAUAUUUUGUACACAAGGAAACCAAUUCAACUGAGAAAGGCAAACAAGUAAUUUACGCGUGUUCAUUAUGCAACAAACUUAUAAACGGAACAAAACCAUCAAAUCUCAUAUCACAUAUGAAGUGUGUGCAUAACGAUAUUUAUAAAACAAAAAUCGAAAUCAAAGGGACAAGCUAUGCCGUAAAAUGUUUGGAACUACUGCAAAAUUGUGUUGAAAAGGUGACAAUAAACAAGGAACCGUUCCGAAAUAUUCUCAAAUCUGCAUUCCAAAAAUUAAUUGCGAAAAAAGUGUGUAAAUUGAAUGCCGCUGGUCAUGCGUUGAAUUUAUCAAACAAAAAUUUACCUGAUGUUAAAAGCCAUCUAAAAGCAACAGCGAAUAAAAUUCGAGACCGCAUCUCAUCGGAAGUUAAAGGUCGAAUGAUAUCGGUUAUGGUUGAUAUUGCUUCAAAACACAGCCUCUCUGUACUUGGUAUCAGCAUUCAGUACAUCAAAGAUGGGAGCCAUGUGAUUCGAACCAUCGGUUUAAUCGAAUUGAAGGAAAGACAUACAGCCGAUUACAUUGCCGAUUUGAUACAUUCUUGUUUAUUAAGCUAUCAAGUGGAAAUCAGCCAAAUUGUUUCAUUGACUACAGAUAAUGCAGCAAACAUGGGUGCGACCGUGAAACGAUUGAACGAAAUUUUCGAGCAGUCUGAAGAUGAAGACGAAUCAUGUGAAACGGAGGAAUUUAUUCCAGAUAAUUUGAAUGUGAUUCAUAUAUCUGAUGAAUGUUAUGAAGAAGAGCUCUAUGAAGUGCUUCACGAAUCGGAUGAUGCCGAUAAAGAACUGUUGAAUGACCUUAUUGACGACAGCGAUGAACAUACCGAUUUACUCAAUCAAUUAGUUUCGGAUUUCAAACGAAAGUAUACAACCUCGUUAAUUUACGUUAAUGGUGUAAGCUGUGCCGCGCACACUCUACAGCUGGCUGUAAAGGAAGCAAUUAACUCAUUGAAUGAUGGUGGCAGAAAUUUUUUGGCAUUGUGUCGGGCAAUUGGCAAGUUUAUUCGUUUGCCGAAUACAAAAUGCAUUAUCGUUGGCCAAGCAAAUCUGAAAUAUAAGUGGGUGAGGCCAGAUGUUACCACUCGCUGGAGCUCAACGUAUUUAAUGUUGGCUGACCUUUUGGAAUGCGAAAACGUUGUUACAUUUUUUGCGAAGAGUGAAAAACAAUUUGCUUUGUUGUUGAAAAAGUGGGAUGUUCUACGAGAACUUGUCGAUGUUUUAGCUGUUCCGUACAACGCAACUAUUGCACUGCAACAACCCCAUUAUACACUAUCUGAUUUUUAUGGAAAAUGGAUCCUUAUGUCGAUAAAGCUGAUUAAAUUCACAAAAGAAGAGAUCCGUCACACAGAAAUCGCAAGCAAACUGCUGAAAACAUUAGAAAAGCGAAAAGGCCAAUUGUUGGACAAUCCAGCUAUGAUUUGUGCUGUGAUUUUGGAUCCUCGCUAUAGCAGUGAAAUCGAUCACGCCGAAAAAAUUCGUUUGGCAAAACUCACUCUAUCAAAUUUGUGGGAAAGAUACAAUUUGAAAAUGACUGUGUCUGAGGAACAUGAGCACAAUGAAAACGAUCGAGAGGUAGAAGGCGGCGAUGGCGAGGAUGAUAUAAGCCUAUUGAAUUCAUAUUUCGCACAAAAAGGUUUACGGCAAUCGGUUUUGGAACCGAAACCAAAUCGUGAUGCUUCGAAAAGGAAUAUUGACAUUGGAAUGCUUUUGGACAAAUUCCUUAACGACAUAGCUGGUAGUUUUCUGCGAUGUGACCAGUCUGUAAUGAAAUUUUGGCAAGCCAAACAAAACGACUAUCCCGAAUUAUUCGAGCUGAGCAUGGUGUUGAACGGUAUUCCGCCAACACAAGCGACCGUUGAAAGAUUGUUUUCAAUAUUUGGCUUUCUGUACAAUAGCUGGCGAAACCAACUGUCACCAGAACUGCUUGAAGAUAUGAUUUUAAUAAUCACCAAUGAAGAUCUGUUUAAAAUUAUAAAUAAAGAAGAUAAGGAGGCCGUCCAUAGUGGUAUUAAUUAGAUUGCAAAAACACA
Messenger RNA from Sitodiplosis mosellana (orange wheat blossom midge), 2792 nucleotides. RefSeq lists its product as uncharacterized. The coding region runs from base 673 to 2778 and encodes 701 amino acids. Gene Ontology annotation, molecular function: protein dimerization activity. The transcript is spliced from 2 exons. The record is from RefSeq and is a predicted model, not a curated record. NCBI's taxonomy places the organism in Eukaryota, Metazoa, Arthropoda, Insecta, Diptera, Cecidomyiidae.